AGGAGAAUCGGCACCGGGCGGGCGGCGCUUUUCCAGCGGCAGUUAGUGCAGCAGUUACCCGUUUUUUGAUUGUCUGUAGCCGGCGGCCGCUGGGCCUUUUUCCGCUCCUCUACCGGGUUUAUGAUCGGUGGAGCUCUCCGCAGUGUGUGCAGUAAAGCCCCGCGCGUUGUUCUCGCCAUGAAGCCGCAGGUUGUGUUCGUGUUGGGGGGUCCUGGUGCUGGAAAAGGGACCCAGUGCUCCAAAAUCAUCCAGCACUACAGCUACACCCACCUCUCCGCCGGGGACCUGCUGAGAGAGGAGCGCAGCCGAAAGGAGUCCGAGUUCGGCCAGCUCAUCGACAGCUACAUCAAGGAGGGAAAGAUCGUACCGGUGGAGAUCACCAUCAACUUACUGAGGAAGGCGAUGGAGGAGACCAUGAAGACGGACGAGAAGAAAUAUCGCUUCCUCAUCGACGGGUUUCCCCGGAACGAAGACAACCUGCAGGGCUGGGCGAAAGUCAUGGACGGCAAAGCCGACGUCAAGUUCGUCCUGUUCUUUGACUGCAGUAACAAAGUUUGCAUCGAUCGGUGUUUAGAGAGAGGAAAGAGCAGCGGUCGGACCGACGACAACAAAGAGAGCUUGCAGAAAAGGAUCCAGACGUACCUGCAGUCAACACGGCCCAUCGUAGAUCAGUAUGAGAAGCUGGGAAAGGUUCGCACCAUUGAUGCGUCACGCUCCGUCGAUGAGGUGUUUGCUGACGUGAAGCAACUCUUCGACAAAGAGGGUUAGCGCUCCAGAACCCGAGCUCUUCUUACCGACGUCCAUAAUGCUGCGCUUCAUUCAUUCAUGUUUAUCUUUUUACUUAUCGAAACGUAUUUUGUCCUUUUGUUUAGGAGUAAAUGUGAGUGUGUGUGUGUGUGUUUGUUUGUACAUCCAUGGUUUAAAAGGAAACAGUUAUAUUCGGUAAAUUUUAGCUUCCUAAUGCCAAAGCUUGUUUUUUUUGUUUUUUUUAUAGAAAAGGUGCUUUAUUUUUUGUCAACACAUUUGCAGGAAAAAGACAGAAAACACUGGACGCCUGAGUUCACUGUGUUUAACAUGCAGGAAAAGAACCGUAGUGGUCUGAUCUUAGACGGCCCAUGAUUUAUUAAUACAAAGGCCAUCGAGGGAAUACAGUUGGGUUCUGCUUAAUACAGACACAGUGAUGUCACUGACCCAGUUGUCUUUGUCUUUCUCUCACACAUUGUUGAGGAAAAAUAAUAGCAAUUAUUUUAAAGCUCUGGCAUUAAACUGCUUGGUGUCACAGAGGAACAAUAAUCUAAUAGAACCAUGAUAACAGUUAAAAGAACAUUUUUCUCAUGAAUGGUAGGUACCUAGUACUCUUAGUUAUGUGUUUUUACAUUUUAUCUGUAACCAUGUAUGUAUGUAUAGGUUAUUAUCUAUAUGUUAUUAAUAUUAUUUUACUAUCAUCCAACAUGGAAACAGCCUGAGAUGCAAUCGAACGAGGGAUGGAAUAUGGAAUAAACAAUGAAAUACACGCCGUCUAUGGGCUGUACAUGAACUGUACUUGAAUGUUUUCUGUUUAUCAUCUGUUGCCAUAAUCAAAGCAAGGCUAGUUAUAGAACAGUCUGUAAAAACACCACAGCACUGGGGUAGUUAUUUCUCUAUAACAGAAGCAGGUGCUAUCUCUGUUUUCUCCUUUUUUGCAUUGUCUUAUUUCAUGUAUAUUAAAUGUACCUAAGCACUCAGGCCAACUCUGCCGGUUGUCCAUGAAGGGCAGCAGGUCAGAACGAGCUUCCUCUAAUACGUGUAAAAUCGAGAGCUUUAACACAUACACACAACUUGCUGUUCUCUUUGUAUUUCUCCGCCGCUUGUGUCGGCACCUUGACCAGACAGUAGGUGUCCCAUUUGGACCAUUAAGGAGGUGGUUCUUCUUCCAGACUUCCCCUCCCAUACUCUGCUGUGGUUUUUAAGAAGUCUUGCUUCCCCAUAAAUGAGUAUUAUAAAGUAAAAAGAGUAAACUUUACAGUUCCUCACAGAUGAUUAUGUAUCAACAGCUUUAUAAUGCUGCGCUCGCCUGUAAUUAAGGUGUAAUUAGCAUUUAGUUGUAUUGACAAUGACCAUGAUCUAAGAGCUUUGUGCAUUUUCAGACAAUAAAUAUGAUCAUAAAAUCCA
Trichomycterus rosablanca is the source of this 2151-nucleotide messenger RNA. It is a transcript of the gene cmpk1, whose product is annotated as cytidylate kinase. Gene Ontology annotation, biological process: CDP biosynthetic process; 'de novo' pyrimidine nucleobase biosynthetic process; UDP biosynthetic process. Gene Ontology annotation, molecular function: UMP kinase activity; ATP binding. Gene Ontology annotation, cellular component: nucleus; cytoplasm. The coding region runs from base 121 to 768 and encodes 215 amino acids. Lineage: Eukaryota; Metazoa; Chordata; Actinopteri; Siluriformes; Trichomycteridae. The transcript is spliced from 6 exons. The record is from RefSeq and is a predicted model, not a curated record.